AUGACAACGGUGUUCAUCCAAAUGCGUGGUGUGGUGUACCUGUUGGUACUUCUGCAAUGUUGUGUCUGUGUGGUAUAUGCGAAUACUGAAGGGGAUCGCAAACGAUUUUUGAACGCACAGACUUUGAUGCAACUGGCGGUAAGGGAUGCGGAAAAAUAUGUUCCGGAGGUGGAGGCGUGCCUGCGUUUGUGGAAGACCGCAUUGCCGAAGUGUGUGGAGAAAUGCGAGCAAAUCAAAAAACUCAGAGGUGAGAUCAGGGGUCUUGUCGAAGGGAUCAAGGGCAAGCUACUAAAGCCAGAGGAAGUGGUGCCCAAAGGCACGCACGACGAAACGUUGGUUGACCUGGUUGACCGGGCCAAGAAAAUGAUACCGGUGGCCGGUGAAGCCGCUCGCGGCUGUAGUGUACCGGUUAACGAGACCAGGGUGAGACAAAGGCUGUGUGGGGUUUACCAGGAUAAUUUGGCCCCCGUGGUGGAGGGGUUUCCGGCCCGUUUGCAAAACUACGAGGGCGAGAAGUCGUAUGCUCCCAAUGUCGCGGAGGCCGAGAAAUAUCUCGGUGCCAGUUAUGAGUUGUAUUACAGGGCAACCAACGUCACAUCUGAUAUCAAGAGACAAAUCGGGAACAUUCGUCAGUGUGGGGCGUUCCGGGACGGCGAUUGGAGGGAAGUGAGGGCAGACGCGGCGGAACUGGUUAGGUUGCUCAAGGACUACGGCGGGGAAGAACUCGGAAAAGCGCAAGAGACUGAGUGGGGCAAACUUGCGGGUGAGAAGGAAAAAAAGAGAAUCGAUCAGAUGAACCAAGACAAAGAAAAAAAGGAUAUGUCCGUUGUGAAAGGGGAGUUCGUGCAGACCGAGAACGAGAGUGGAUUCGUGUUGAACGACACUGCACGGUAUGUGGGCAAAGGGAAUCCGACGUUCGUCGUGAAUAGAACGAGAGAAAUGCAAGAGGAUAUCCGGAAAUUUAAGAGGGAUUUGGCGGAAGCAAAGGUAGAGGUGGAGUUUGAGAGAAGAUUAGCUGCGGAAAAGGCUCGGAAAGAAAGGGAAGAGCAGGAAAAAGCAAGAAGGGCCAAAGAGGAACAGGAUAGAAGGGAAAGAGAGGAGCGGGAACGAGCGAAGAGGGCCAGGGGAGAACAUGAGAAAAAAGCCAGAGAGGAACGGGAGAGAAGGGAGAGGGAAGAAAAGGAGAGAAGGGACGCUGAAGAGAGGGCGAGACUGGUUAAAGAAGAGCAGGAGAAAAUGGCGAGGGAAGAUGCGGAGAAGUCGGUCAGGGAGCAGGUCAAGAAAAGGAAAGACGGCACCGGCAGUCCUGCAUUGGUGCACAGUUCCUUGAUUCUUCUUGUCCUGUCUGUGUUGGGUUGCACUCUCGUGUGCUGA
Trypanosoma theileri is the source of this 1374-nucleotide messenger RNA. RefSeq lists its product as uncharacterized. The transcript has a single exon. The record is from RefSeq and is a predicted model, not a curated record. The coding region runs from base 1 to 1374 and encodes 457 amino acids. Lineage: Eukaryota; Euglenozoa; Kinetoplastea; Trypanosomatida; Trypanosomatidae.